Messenger RNA from Colletotrichum karsti, 1137 nucleotides. RefSeq lists its product as uncharacterized. The record is from RefSeq and is a predicted model, not a curated record. Lineage: Eukaryota; Fungi; Ascomycota; Sordariomycetes; Glomerellales; Glomerellaceae. The transcript has 4 exons. Bases 1 to 1137 code for a protein of 378 amino acids.
AUGAUUGUGGCAGUGAUAUCUCCUGAUGCGUCUCAUUGGGCCACGGGGCACUUCUCCCACACCUGCACAGCCGGCGGCAUCUCGUUGGAGGGCAUCAUGCAGCAACCCCGCCAGCCUGCUCUAACGAUGGAGGCCGCAAUCGGUAUCAUCGGAUUGUCCUUGCAGCUCGUCGACUCCGCGAUCAAGGUGAAGCGUGUCAUCGGUACCUACCGGUCCGCAUCCAAGGAAAUCGGCCGCCUGGCUCAGAAUGUCGAGAAGGUCGAGGCGGUAGCUGGCGCUAUCAAGAAGUGCUUCGAAGGCGAUGCCUCUAACCGCCGGUGCUCCGAGCUCAUCCAUACCUGGGGAAUUUUCGUCCUGCGGGAUAUUCAAUCAACGCUGGGAGAGAUUCAAGACAUCAUCGACAAGCUCGAAAAAAGAGCAUCAAAGUCACGUACCUUGUACACGGUCGGAUUCUCGUUCUUGGAGAAGAAAGAUGAGAUCGCUCGUCUAAGUUCCGCUUUGGACCGAAACUUGAACGAUCUACAGCACAUGAUGACCGCCGAGAUUUUUUCACGCUUCAGCGUAAUCGAACAGCUGACUUCAACCCCCGCGAGCACGCAGGUUAUGCCUUCGAAACCCGAGCUGCCACUCAACACCGAAGCAACUUCGAACUCCUUGGCACUGAAUGCAAACGGAACAACUACUGCUAUUGAGAGAAGCGACUCAAAACCGGUGCAAGUUCUCGGCUUCCAAGGUGGAAUGCAAAGCACAAGAGUGACGAAGAAAAUGCAACGGCAUGGUAUGGACGACUUCGUGAACGUUAAGGAGUCCAGGACCUACACAUUCGGCAUUCGAGGCUACUCCUACAGAGUAGAAUUUGGCUGGACAUUUGACACACUAAAUCCCAUCUCUUACUCUCUGAAUUUUCAGCACAUCCUGAGAGAGGAUGUUGAUAAGGAGUUAUACCGCAAGACUCAAACCAUUAUCUACACUGGAGACUUGGGAGGCCUCCAAAGGAUGUUCAGCAGUCGUGAAAUAUGUCCCACAACUUUCAUGGGAUGUCUGACUCUCUACGAGUUUGCUAUUAAGUACUGUCGGCCACGUCUUUGCCAUUUCCUGGCCUGCCAGAAUGUUCGGCAAUGUCUGACUGAAGAGUAA